AUGAAAAGGUGUACGGAGAUUUUCUACAACCGGCGCAGGAAGCAUGAAAAGGUGUACACAGAGGCACUACAGAAUGCCAGGAACACCACAACACUAGUUGCCAUUUUGAUCGCCACGGUUACUUUUGCUGCUGGCAUUAGUCCCCCGGGUGGUGUUUAUCAGGAGGGACUUAUGAAAGGGAAGUCGAUAGCAGGAACAACAACUGCUUUCAAGGUGUUUGAAAUAAGCAAUUACGUCGCACUAUUUACAUCACUCUCGAUAGUUGUUGUUCUUGUGAGUAUCAUUCCAUAUCGGAGAAAGCCAUUGAUAAGAUUGUUGAGGGUUGCUCAUAAGGUAAUGUGGGUAGCUGUGGCAUUCAUGGCAACAGGGUAUGUUGCAGCCACAUGGGUUAUCAUGCAACAAAAUCAGAAAAACAAAUUGUUGUUUGUAGCCUUUUUGACUAUAAGCAUUGGAAUUCUGGGAACAGUUUUCAUUUGGCUGGGUGUUUUGCUAGUUGUUCAUUGCCUGCGAAAGUCGAAGUGGAGGAAGGGAAGAAGAGAGAUUGGGGAGGCUGAUGAGGAUCCUGAAAUGGGAAGCCAAAACUCGGAUGUUGAUAGCACAUACAAUCAAGGAUAUCAUUCAUAUUAGAUGCCUUCACCUCCCAAAUCAUUGACAGGAAUGUCUGGUGCAAGCAAGCCACAUUUUAUUAGUUCCCUUCUCUUAAUUUCAAUUAAUGGUUAAUCAUGGGGAGAUUCAAAUGUUGGUAGGCUUAAUUUUGUUUUCUGUCAAAGAAAUACUUGCAUUAAAAAGUGAAUAAUCAUAA
Messenger RNA from Rosa chinensis, 802 nucleotides. Its product is annotated as ankyrin repeat-containing protein ITN1. Bases 1 to 627 code for a protein of 208 amino acids. NCBI's taxonomy places the organism in Eukaryota, Viridiplantae, Streptophyta, Magnoliopsida, Rosales, Rosaceae. The transcript has a single exon. Gene Ontology annotation, cellular component: plasma membrane. Gene Ontology annotation, molecular function: protein phosphatase 1 binding; protein phosphatase regulator activity. The record is from RefSeq and is a predicted model, not a curated record.